AUGCCAAUUCAUUUACAGUCUGCCCAAGGUAGCACUGAGGGAAUGAGUGAUUCAGAGGACCAAGCAUCGCCACAAAGAAUAGAUCGACGCUGCGAAGAUGAGGCAACGCUUGCUGCUUCACGCCGUUUAAUCGAAAUGAUCGUCGACAUUGAAUGCAGAUUGCAAGGCAGUCAAAAUAUCAGUGGUUUAUUUAGCGGAGAUGAACAAGAAACAAAAUCGAGACAAAGAAGUGUUGCAGUUAUGAUUGCCUGGGCGAAUUUGCUUCAUCCUUUACCUAUUUUACCGUUCACCGAUAAGGUUUUGCUGCUGAAACAUUGCUCAGCACCAUUCGCCCUCAUGCAUACAGUUCAGCGAUCAUUAUGUUCUCCUCACAUUGUACUUCCGAAUGACACCUAUUUGUCAUUAACGUCAUUACAUAGCUGUGACCUUGUUUCAGCAGUCAGUCGCCUAUUAGAUGAAUUACUUACACCACUGCGACGGAUGAAUGUGGAAAAAGCGGAAUUGUCUGCAUUAAAAGCACUUAUCUUAUUAAAUCCAGAUAUCACUGGAAUUUCUGCACCAUCGCGCGACAAACUUCGAGAAGCUCGGGAUGGUGUUCUUAGAGCACUCUUUAUCUAUCUUUGCCAUAUAAAAUCGGCCGCAGAUGCAUCAGUUCGUUUAAGCAAUUUACUGUUAACUAUGCCAGCCUUAUUUUCGGUAUCUGUAUCACUUAUCGAAAAUACUCAGUUAGGUGUACUAUUUGGAUUAAUUGAUGAAAUUCCUUUGAAUAAUAAUUCGAAUAACAACAAAGAUAUGAAGGAGAACUUGAAUUUAUACGAUGAAACUUUACUAUUAACAAAAACCCCUCUGUUAACUGGAUUGGUAUCACCAGCAACUAUUCCAAUGCAACCAGAUUCAACAUCAAGCAUUUCACUCGCCAAUCCAGCUUCUACUCUUGCAUUACCUGUAAGAUACCAUUUUUUAUUUUAA
Dracunculus medinensis (Guinea worm) is the source of this 969-nucleotide messenger RNA. NCBI's taxonomy places the organism in Eukaryota, Metazoa, Nematoda, Chromadorea, Rhabditida, Dracunculidae. The record is from the annotation of a GenBank genome assembly.